Messenger RNA from Gryllus bimaculatus (two-spotted cricket), 4972 nucleotides. The record is from the annotation of a GenBank genome assembly. NCBI's taxonomy places the organism in Eukaryota, Metazoa, Arthropoda, Insecta, Orthoptera, Gryllidae.
AUGCCCUGUCUCUCCCUUGUCGCCGAGGGCAUCGGGUGCGCGCGGCCGCGCGGCCGCGUGGGCGGCUGGGGCGGGGGUGCUGAAGAGCGGGGCCGGCGCGCGCCCACUCGCCGCUGCGCCAGCCGCCCUCUCGGCGCGGAGCGCAGGCCGCAAUUCGGCGCUCUCCGGCGACCCCGAUCCCGCGGCGCCGCCCCAACCACCCCUGUUGUCGCGAUUCCGGCCACUGCCGCGCCGCAUUAUGUGACACUAAACAACUGCGCCGAAUGGAGGAUGAGAGGGCGCGCGUGCGGGGAGCUGGCAUCGAGCAGGCGGCCGCCACUCCGAGUGGCGCAGACUCGCAGAGCAUUUUCUCCUGCUGCAUCUCAGCGACGAGCGGCCGCAAAGAGGCCCGCAAUCGACCGCUUUGCUGCCUGCAGGGCGUGCCAGGCGGCGGCGCCACCAUGCAACAGGUGCAACUGGACCAAGAAACGCUGGGCGGGCGCGGCGCUGGCGGCGGCGCUGGGCGCGGCGGCGGCGCUGGGCGCGGGCGUGCUGGCGCUGGGGUGGGCGGCGGCGCCGCUGCCGCUGUUCGCGCUGCUGCUGGCCCUGCACACCAUGCUGCCCGUGCCGCGCGCGCUGGCGCUGGCCGUGGGGCUGGCGCUCACGCUGCUGCACCUGGCGCUGGCCGGCGUGCUGCGCUCCUUCGCCGACCUCGCGCUCUUCGCGCGCCAGUGGACGGCCGAGGCGGUGUUCCUGGCGUGCGCGAGCGGCACGGGUCUCUACUACCGCCACAUGACGGAGGCGGCGCACCAGCGCACCUUCGUGGGCACGCGCCAGUGCAUCGAGUCGCGCGUCAAGCUGGAGUGCGAGAAGGAGCAGCAGGAGCAGCUGCUGCUCAGCGUCAUCCCGGCCUACAUCGCGGCCGAGGUAAAACGCAGCAUCAUGCUGAAAAUGGCAGAUGCUUGUCAAGAUAUGUCUAACAAACAAACACGUUUCCACGAGAUGUACGUGCAACGCCACAACAAUGUCAGUAUUCUGUACGCAGACAUUGUAAAUUUCACCCCGUUGUCGGAGCAACUGAGUGCCUCGGAACUUGUAAAGACGUUAAACGAAUUGUUCGGGCGGUUUGAUCAGCUUGCACAGGACAACCAGUGCAUGCGUAUCAAGAUAUUGGGAGACUGCUACUAUUGUGUUUCGGGACUGCCUGUUUCACGCCCCAAUCAUGCGUACAACUGUGUCAACAUGGGUUUACAAAUGAUUGAAGCAAUUCGUUUCGUGAGGGAGGCGACGGGCUUCAACGUUGACAUGCGCAUUGGCAUCCACACGGGCAACGUGCUGUGCGGGGUGCUGGGGCUGCGCAAAUGGCAGUUCGACGUUUGGAGCGAUGACGUCACUUUGGCCAAUCAUAUGGAGUCUGGCGGCAAACCUGGACGAGUUCACAUAACCAAAGCGACGCUGAUGCAACUCAAUGACCAGUUCCAAGUGGAGCCAGGAGAUGGAGGAUCCAGGGAGGGCUACUUAGCAGAUCACAAGGUGGACACAUUCCUCAUUGUGCCCCCAAUGCGGCAGGAGGCGGAGACGGAGGAGCGCAAGGACAGCACGGGCGGCGGCAAGGGCGAGGGCGCGGCCGGCCGCAACCGCGCUUCGGGCAAGAUGACCAAGUACGUGGAGUGCUGGGGCGCCGACAAGCCCUUCGCCAACAUCAACGAAAGCACCCUGGCCAAAAACAUAGGGCUCACGAGCAUAUCCAUGAUUGAAUCGAACCUACUUCCGAGAAAAAGCGCCUGUUUGGAGUGCAAGAAGUGGCUGCAGUCGGAGGAGCUCAACCCUGCGCUGUUGUGGUUCCGCAAGGACUCCCUGGAACGUGAUUACCGCAACGAGCCCGACGCUCACUUCCACUACUACGUGGCUGCCGCUGCCCUGCUGUUCGUGUGCAUGGCUGCAAUCCAGGCGCUCGCCAUUCCCCGGAGCGUGGUGCUGUGGGGGUCGAGCGGCGCGACGCUGGCCGCCCUGCUGCUCUUCCUCUACCUGUGCUGGGCGGACGCUGCGUGCGGCGAGCGUGUGGCCACGCCCGGCUCCGCCGCCGCCGCCGCCGUCCCGGCCGCCGCGCUGGUUCCGCCCACCGACUUCGAGGGCGCGCGGCCCGGCGCCGUCAGCGCCAGCCGCUGGCUGCGGCUCAGCGUGUUCCUCGUCUCCGUCACCCUCAUCGCCGUCUGCGCCGUCAUCACCCUGAUAGAUCUACCAGCUACGUCAAACUUGAAUGAAAUACUGCAAAGACAGCAAGAAGUGAAUAAUACCUUACUCUCGAUGGAUGCUGUACCACAAUUACUGUCCUACCUCUACAGUUCUGUGCUGUCUCUGGCUGCCAUCUCGGUGUUUCUGCGUGUGGGCUUCCUCUUCAAAUUGAGCAUCAUGCUGGUGGCCACCGCUCUUCACUUGGGGCUCUACAGUUCCCUGCAGAUAUUCCGAGAUUACUAUGAGACAACCAUAGACGGGUUCGAAGAUCUGCCUCCCGAAGUGCGGUCGGCAGUGCCCUUGCUUGUUAUAGUUGUUCUUUUUCAUGUACUUGAUAGACAACUAGAAUUUACGUCAAGGACAGACUUCCUUUGGAAAGCGAAGUUGCAAGUAGAACAAGAAGACGUGGAAACUAUGCGUGGAAUUAAUAAGAUUCUUCUCGAAAACAUUCUUCCUGCCCACGUAGCAGAACAUUUUCUGGCAAUGCGAACGAAUCCUCAGGAGCUAUACCAUGAACGUUACAGUUGUAUUGCUGUAAUGUUUGCUUCAAUUCCAAAUUAUAAAGAAUUCUAUGAUGAAAAUGAUGUCAACAAACAGGGGCUUGAAUGUUUGAGACUUUUGAAUGAAAUCAUAUGUGACUUUGAUAAGCUCCUACUUAAACCAAAGUUUAGCUGUAUUGAGAAGAUAAAAACUAUAGGGAGUACUUACAUGCUAGCUUCAGGGUUAAGACCAGGGAAAGAAGAAGGCAGUGGGGAUGCAUCUAGACAGCAAGAACAUAAUAUCCUCAUUCUUGUGGAUUUUGCUAUUGCUCUUAUGACCAUACUGGAUCAGAUAAAUCGUGAAUCAUUCCAGAGAUUUAAACUACGAAUAGGUCUGAAUCAUGGACCAGUAAUUGCUGGCGUAGUUGGAGCUCAGAAACCUCAGUAUGAUAUAUGGGGAAAUACUGUUAAUGUUGCUUCUCGAAUGGACAGUUGUGGAAUUAUGGGUCGCAUUCAGGUAACUGAGGAUACAGCAAAAAUUCUAAUGAAUUCUGGAUAUGAUUGUGAAUGCAGAGGACCAACAUAUGUGAAAGGAAAGGGUACUCUUACUACAUAUUUUGUAAAAACACCAUUUGAUGAAAAAUAAUAUAUAUUUCUGAAUUUUGUCAAAUGCGUUUGAAUUCUAGAGGAUUCUGUUGUCACAGAGAGUUUGGAGAAGAAAUAAUAGAUAAUAAAAUGAUAAUAAUGCACAUACAGCAAAGAAAUGAAAGAGAUGAUUCAUGUAAGAUGCCAAAAUAUAAUACAUAUUUUACUAGCCAUGAGAUGGACUGUUUGAGCAUCAAUGUAGUGGUUUUCAAAUAUACAGACUAAAAGCAUGGACCAUUUCAGUAUUCACGUAUAUUUUAUAUACCACAUAUUAACCAAAGCAUAUAAUUUCAUAAAAUAUUAAAGGACAUUUAAUGUUGUGAUAUAAAAUUAAAUGAGCACUAGAAAUACCUUCAAUGCUAGAGAGAAACAAGUGAAUGAAUUUAUCUGAGAGAAUAUGAAAAUGUUUAAGAUCUAAUAAAUUUAUGAGCACAUUUGCAAGUCUCAUGUAGGUAUCAUAGUUUUAAGGUAUACAAACAUUUCACUUGCACAUCACAUUUACUUAAGGCAUAUUUUAUAAUGCCAUAUUUUAAUGCAUUUGACGCCAGUCAUUUGUGCCAUAUUGGCUAUUACUUGUUUUAAUAACCGAAGUGUCUGUUGCACAUAUAUAACAGUAGGGCAUAUGUCAGGAAGCUCUAUAUGAUGUCAAUAAUUUGCAAAGUUAUUUCUCAGUUUCAACAAAUUUCUUCACAAUUUUAUAAACCUACUGAGUAUUGGAAUCUUAAUUAUUUUAAGUGAAUCAAAAGUAUUUGUUCCAUUAAAAUGGAUGUCAUUGGAAACUUUCUGGAGUCUUUUUAUUUUAGGAGUGAAGUCACAAAAUGUUAAACAUGUUUAUUAAUUUUUCUUAUUUACCUAUUGAAGGUUGGGCACAAAUUAUUGUAUUUAUUUUUGUUUCUUUCUUUCUAUACUAAACAUGAAAAAUGAUUUCUUACAGGAAAAUAUGAUAGGAAUAUUUAUAUUUGAGCCUAUUUUUUAAGCUAGGAAAUAAUACCGCCAAGAGACUUAAAUGCCUACUUAAGUGUGUAACAUACAACAAUAGAAUGUGAAUGUAUUUAUUUUUAUUGUUAUAAUUAUAUAUUACUAAUGCUUAUAUAUAAAAGUUGAACUGGAGAAAUAUGUUCCUGUAAGUAGGAAAAAUUUGUGUACAAUCCAUUUUUCCAAAUAUGAAAUUCUAAGAGAAAACAAGUGUAAAGAAUUUUUUUGUGCAGCAAUGACAUCAUAUAAUGUGAAUACCUCAGACAAACAUGAGAAUAAUUGCAGAUGGAAAAGCAUUUACUUGUAUAACUAAAGACCAGGUAACAAAUGUGAAGUUAUCAAAAAUGUUAUAUAAUAAUGUGACCUCAGGAAAGAUCGAUUUUGCUAUCAAUUGAUGCAAAUUGUCACUGUGAACAUUCUGAGGUGAUUAGCACCAAUACAACUAACGAUUUUGCAUUGUAAGUACUGUUUGCUGAAAAAAUGUUUUAAUUAGUAGCAUUGUAGGAAUUUAAGCUGCAUAAUUCUUUGUUAGUUGUUUAUAUCACUUUCAAGUAUAAAAUAUUAUGAAACUAUGUUCAGUAUUCAUGUACAAAUUAUAUAACGCUAAUAAGAAUUCCUCAAAUACAAUACACAUGUCUAUUUUGUUCCUGUUAUUGUCU